Messenger RNA from Gorilla gorilla gorilla (western lowland gorilla), 2490 nucleotides. RefSeq names its product CD209 antigen. The transcript is spliced from 7 exons. NCBI's taxonomy places the organism in Eukaryota, Metazoa, Chordata, Mammalia, Primates, Hominidae. The record is from RefSeq and is a predicted model, not a curated record. The coding region runs from base 32 to 1315 and encodes 427 amino acids.
AGUUCUGGACACUGGGGGAGAGUGGAGCGACAUGAGUGACUCCAAGGAACCAAGACUGCAGCAGCUGGGCCUCCUGGAGGAGGAACAGCUGAGAGGCCUUGGAUUCCGACAGACUCGAGGCUACAAGAGCUUAGCAGGGUGUCUUGGCCAUGGUCCCCUGGUGCUGCAACUCCUCUCCUUCACGCUCUUGGCUGCGCUCCUUGUCCAAGUGUCCAAGGUCCCCAGCUCCAUAAGUCAGGAACAAUCCAGGCAAGACGUGAUCUACCAGAACCUGACCCAGUUUAAAGCUGCAGUGGGUGAGCUCUCAGAGAAAUCCAAGCUGCAGGAGAUCUACCAGGAGCUGACCCAGCUGAAGGCUGCAGUGGGUGAGCUUCCAGAGAAAUCUAAGCAGCAGGAGAUCUACCAGGAGCUGACCUGGCUGAAGGCUGCAGUGGGUGAGCUUCCAGAGAAAUCUAAGCAGCAGGAGAUCUACCAGGAGCUGACCCGGCUGAAGGCUGCAGUGGGUGAGCUUCCAGAGAAAUCUAAGCAGCAGGAGAUCUACCAGGAGCUGAGCCAGCUGAAGGCUGCAGUGGGUGAGCUUCCAGAAAAAUCUAAGCAGCAGGAGAUCUACCAGGAGCUGAGCCAGCUGAAGGCUGCAGUGGGUGAGCUUCCAGAGAAAUCUAAGCAGCAGGAGAUCUACCAGGAGCUGACCCAGCUGAAGGCUGCAGUGGGUGAGCUUCCAGAGAAAUCUAAGCAGCAGGAGAUCUACCAGGAGCUGAGCCAGCUGAAGGCUGCAGUGGGUGAGCUUCCAGAGAAAUCUAAGCAUCAGGAGAUCUACCAGGAGCUGACCCAGCUGAAGGCUGCAGUGGAACGCCUGUGCCGCCGCUGCCCCUGGGAAUGGACAUUCUUCCAAGGAAACUGUUACUUCAUGUCUAACUCCCAGCGGAACUGGCACGACUCCAUCACCGCCUGCCAAGAAGUGGGGGCCCAGCUCGUCGUAAUCAAAAGUGCUGAGGAGCAGAACUUCCUACAGCUGCAGUCUUCCAGAAGUAACCGCUUCACCUGGAUGGGACUUUCAGAUCUAAAUCAUGAAGGCACGUGGCAAUGGGUGGACGGCUCACCUCUGUUGCCCAGCUUCGAGCAGUAUUGGAACAGAGGAGAGCCCAACAACGUUGGGGAGGAAGACUGCGCGGAAUUUAGUGGCAAUGGCUGGAACGAUGACAAAUGUAAUCUUGCCAAAUUCUGGAUCUGCAAAAAGUCUGCAGCCUCCUGCUCCAGGGAUGAAGAACAGUUUCUUUCUCCAGCCUCUGCCACCCCAAACCCCCCUCCUGCGUAGCAGAACUUCACCCCCUUUUAAGCUACAGUUCCUUCUCUCCGUCCUUCGACCUUCACAAAAUCUCUGGGACUGUUCUCUGUCAGAUUCUUCCUCCUUUAGAAGGCUGGGUCCCAUUCUGUCCUUCUUGUCAUGCCUCCAAGUUCCCCUGGUGUAGAGCUUGUUUUUCUGGCCCAUCCUUGGAGCUUUAUGAGUGAGCUGGUGUGGGAUGCCUUUGGGGGUGGACUUGUGUUCCAAGAAUCCACUCUCUCUUCCUUUUGGAGAUUAGGAUAUUUGGGUUGCCAUGUGUAGCUGCCAUGUCCCCUGGGGUGUUAUCUCAUACAUGCAAACCUACCAUCUGGUCAACUUCCACCUACCACCUCCUGCACCCCUUUGAUCGGGGACUUACUGGUUGCAAGAGCUCAUUUUGCAGGCUGGAAGCACCAGGGAAUUAAUUCCCCAGUUACCAAUGGCACCCAGAGAGGGCAUGGAGGCUCCACGCAACCCCUUCCACCCCCACAUCUUCCUUUGUCUUAUACAUGGCUUCCAUUUGGCUGUUUCUAAGUUGUAUUCUUUAUUUUAUUAUUAUUAUUAUUACUAUUUUUCGAGAUGGAGUUUCACUCUUGUUGCUCAGGCUGGAGUGCCAUGGUGCGAUCUUGGCUCACUGCAACCUCUGCUUCCCGGGUUCAAGUGAUUCUCCUGCCUCAGCCUCACGAGUAGCUGGAAUUACAGGCAGGCGCCACCAGGCCCGGCUAAUUUUUUGUAUUUUUAGUACAGACGGGGUUUCUCCGUGUUGGUCAGCCUGGUCUUGAACUCCCGACCUCAGAUGAUCUGCCCGCCUCGGCCUCCCGAAGUGCUGGGAUUACAGGUGUGAGCCACCGCGCCUGGCCUAUUAUUUUUUGUAAGAGUAAAACAGGUUUAUUUGGAUUUGGGACUCUGAACAGUUCUGUCUCUACUACCCGAUCUCCUCCUACCACAACUUUGGGAUCUAGAGAAACUUUGGCUCCGGCUGUGACGGCUCCGGCGGUUCUCACUCAGGCUGCACCGGCCCCCGCUGCGGUCACUAUUUCUUCCUCUACUUGGUGAAUUGUGCCUCUCCUGGCUCUUUGACAUGUGCUAGUGAGAUUUCUUCCUUUUCCUUUCAGAUUCCCCAUUUCUUUUGUAGGAAUGGUCUGGACUAGGUUUCUCCUUCCCCGCAG